GCAGAGAAGUGUUUACAAAAUUACGCGCGAUUAAGUGAGUUUGUGCAAUCAAUUUGAGUAAAACUUGUAAAGUAAAAUGCCUCCGAAACGAAAAUCCACCACCGCAACGGACGAGGAGGACGACGAGUAUCGCAAGAAGCGUGAUCGCAAUAAUCAGGCGGUAAAGCGGAGCCGCGUAAAGUCGAAAAUGAAAACGGAAGAGACACAGCAGCGAGUGAACGAACUGCGCGUAAAGAACCAGCUGCUCGAGGAUAAGAUCGAUAACCAGCGGAAGGAGCUAAAGUUUUUGAAGGAGCUUUUCCUAACCCAGGCCCAGGCAAAGGCCGACAAGCUGGUCGGAGUCAACCUGAACGAGCUGUUGCGCGUCUCGGACGAGGAGGACAGUGCCGAUGAGGGGCCGAGCAAACAGAAGAAGAACGAUCCAUCGAAAGGGGAAGGCAGCAGCGGGAGUAAACGGCCCAGAAGGUGAGAUCAGAUCGCCGGACACUCCUGGAAUCUACAUCUGCUUACGAGUACUAAUUUUAAACUAGCAUUUCUGUAGACGAUCGGCGAAAGCAUAAGUCAUUAAGAUUGUUGGGUACGGUUAAGUAAGAAACACAACACGCAAUUGUAUAAAAUACAGCUCAUUGCAUCAUGCCUAGUUUUAAUCGAUAAAUCUAAGUUUUAAUACACCUGUACUCCUACACACCAUU
Molecule: messenger RNA, 692 nt
Organism: Anopheles aquasalis
Lineage: Eukaryota; Metazoa; Arthropoda; Insecta; Diptera; Culicidae
Gene: Irbp18
Product: Inverted repeat binding protein 18 kDa
Biological process (GO): DNA-templated transcription; regulation of transcription by RNA polymerase II
Molecular function (GO): RNA polymerase II cis-regulatory region sequence-specific DNA binding; DNA-binding transcription factor activity, RNA polymerase II-specific
Source: RefSeq, a predicted model, not a curated record